AUGUACUCCAUUCCUCAUCUUGUGUUCAUCACUGUUCUCAUAGUAAUUGCUAACUCUGUUGGCUUAUUCGGAAAUCUCAAUGUGAUCAUAGCAACGAUUCGUGACACUUCCCUGCGGACAAAAGCGGGUUACUUGAUGUCAAUCCUUUGCUUCCUUCAAAUUGUCUGCUUGGUAUCCGAACUCGGAAAUCUUCGCGUUUACUGGAACAGAAUGGCAGUUGAUCAAGCAGUAAUUUUGCCCGUAUGA
Molecule: messenger RNA, 246 nt
Organism: Cooperia oncophora
Lineage: Eukaryota; Metazoa; Nematoda; Chromadorea; Rhabditida; Trichostrongylidae
Source: the annotation of a GenBank genome assembly